Messenger RNA from Rhipicephalus microplus (southern cattle tick), 553 nucleotides. RefSeq names its product sodium-coupled monocarboxylate transporter 1-like. The record is from RefSeq and is a predicted model, not a curated record. Gene Ontology annotation, molecular function: symporter activity. Gene Ontology annotation, biological process: sodium ion transport; transmembrane transport. Lineage: Eukaryota; Metazoa; Arthropoda; Arachnida; Ixodida; Ixodidae. Gene Ontology annotation, cellular component: membrane.
AUGAAUCAGAACCUAAGAGGUCUGGAGAUGUUCCGGCCAGACGACCGUAAGAUCGCUAUGUCAUCAAUGUUUACGGGCUUUGGGUUGGCAUUGUGGGUGGCUGUCGGACGUCUUCUGUACCCUGCCAAGCCCAGUGGCGCCCGCACCACUCUUGAGGAGUGCGCCUUCAACUACACGGCCAGUGUUCCUGUUCAGCGGAGUUACUUCUCAGGUGGAGUAUACGAUUUGUACCACGUGUCUUACAUGUGGAUUCCGGUCAUCAGCUUCUUCGUCACGCUUGUGGUAGCUAUCUCCCUCACGGUAAUUUUUUCGUUCAAGAAGUCCGUCGAUGUAGAUCCGAGCUUGAUAUCACCUUGCAUGAGAAGAAUAUACCUGAUGAUGAAAAUCCACAAGAAGGAGCAGUCAGCCAAGGAACAGACACCUGUCUUGAUGAAGAUGGAGGAAACAUCUGAUCCGGCGGUGCCCAGUGUUGUCAGCGGAAGUGGAAACGGUUACACGAAUCACGCCAUGACAAGUGACAACGACGUUGAACGAACAGACAUUUAAUCGUUAA